GAAAAUUUCAAUAUUAAUAUAAUGAUUUCUGCCACAAAUUUAAUCUUUCAAUUAAUCCUUUUUUGUUGUCUUUCUCUAUUUUUAAUUUGUGAUGAUUUAUUUUUGAAGGAUUUGGAAGAAUUCAAUUUUUGUCAAAAUCUGCCACAUUCAAAUUAUUUGUCUACCGAGGAUUUGAGAAAUGCUUGUAAUAGACGAAACCAAUGGCUUAGAGACAAAAACAACGAGGAAAUUAGCAACAAUAAAUUAUCAAAACACCCAACAGCUUCUCAAAAAGCGUAUUUUGAAUGGUUAGAAUCUACUAGAAAAAAUUUGAAAAAGAAAAUUAAUUUGCCUGAAUUUGAAACUGAAAAUUUUGUUAAGAGGUCAAAAAGACGAGAUCAAUUACUGCCAGCAUUUUCACUUAAGGAAGAAGAAGAAUCUGAAAGAUAUUUGAGGGAAGACCAGAGAAAAUACAGAAGAGGAAAAAAAUUUAUAAGAAAAGAGUAUAGAAUGGUUGGUAUAUUUUUUUAAUUUUGUGGAACUUUUAGGGACCUUCUGGGGCCGUUAAAAUUAUUUUUUAUAAGGGAUGGGGGUAUUUUAGAUGGAGGGUUAUCUCUUAGAAACUCUCCGCCAGUGCUGGAUAUGGCUCCAAAAGCUAGCCGACAAAUGCCCAAUACCCAGCACUGCUCUCAGCCCUUGUAAGUAGUCAGUAGAGAUGGUCCGAGUUUUCAGAAUCUUUUAUGGUGGGGUUUCGGGUCAAAACUGUCCUGGUUUGGGGUCUAUAUGGUUACUCGACCCUUCCAUCUAGAUGUCAGCUAAACUUUAAAAACCAAAUUUAUGGUGGAGGGGGUAUUUAUGG
Meloidogyne enterolobii is the source of this 838-nucleotide messenger RNA. Lineage: Eukaryota; Metazoa; Nematoda; Chromadorea; Rhabditida; Meloidogynidae. The record is from the annotation of a GenBank genome assembly.